UGAAAACAAGCAAGGAUUUUUAUUUUGUAAUUGUAAACAAAACAUGUGAACAUCAUGGGAUUGUCCGAUUUGCUUGGGCGGUGAAUGUUUAAUUUAUGUGUAAAUCUUCAGUUUAAACUAUGAUUAUUGCUCUGCAGACCUUGGUUUUCUUCCGGGAGUCUCUUUUCGCUGCGAUAGACCGGUUGCUCCGGCCGUAUUACAAGCACUUCUCUUUGACGUUCAACCGGCACGGUAAUGUCUCUGACGAUGAGGAGUCCGAAGAUCAUGUGUUUGCGGAGUUUGACGAUGAAAAAGGAGUGGUGUUCUUCCCGCCGAUGUAUGCACAACGGUAUGCGGCGGUCAGCGACUGUCUCAUGGAUGAGCGAUGGUGCGGGCAGCUUGAAAAGGUUGUGGAUUUUGGAUACCAUGAUAUGAGUUUCAUCAAGUAUCUAAAAGAAGUUCCUGGUAUCAAGAAAAUUCUAGGCGUAGAUAUAGAGAGCAUCCCUUUGAGGUGUUCAUCAGACCUGCUUGGUUGUGAAGAGUAUGUGCCUAAGAGAGAGAACCCGCUUCAGGUCAUACUGUAUCAAGGCAACGCAGCAGACCCUGACUACAGGCUCAUCGGCUGUGAUGCCGUAAUUGCAAUUGAGAUGAUCGAGCAUAUGCUACCACAUGACUUGGAAAGGAUUGUGCACACCAUAUUUGGGUUCAUAAAGCCACGGAUCGCUAUCAUUACCACUCCUAAUGGUGAUUUUAAUCCAUUGUUCAAAGCUUUAGAGAAAAAUGGUCUAAGGAGGUUGGAUCACUUUUUUGAAUGGUCCAGAGAGCAGUUCCAUGACUGGUGUAGCAAUAUUGUAGUCCGGUAUCCUCAAUACACAGUUUUCUGUAGAGGGGUGGGGCCAGGCCCUCAGGGUACAAUACACUACGGUUGUUGCAGUCAACUGGCUCUCUUUGUCGCCAAAGAUUACCACAAGCAGCAGGACUUGAAUUUGAACAGCCUUGCAUUAGUACCAAAAGUACCAAGUCCUUUCAAUGUGUGUGAAAUGAUUGGAAGCAUAGACAGUCCUGGUGUGCUAACAGACAGUAACAACAUGCUGUGUUCGCCUAACAACAUGGAUUCCUACACUGAGCUAGUGUUCUCUGACAAGCAGUCUUGCGUCACUAUCAUGCUAUCUCCUUCCUUUUCUCUCGACUCGAUGGAGUGUCGCGACAACACUGCACAGUGUAACCUUGAUAAGGAACUAGGAAAGAACUUUUUGUUUGACGAAGAACCUUGUUUUGGCGUGCUUUGGCCGAGAAGGAAGAACGAUAAUCGGGUGUAUGUCAUUGAAGAUGUCAAUAGCAGGUUAAACUGUACAACGCUUCAAGUGAAAAAAUUCUCAAAAAUAACCCAGAAUAUGUUAGCAAGGAACAGAAUAGACUCCCUCGGUCAUACCAGGGAGGUUGUGGAUGAGAUCAAGCACCUAACCAAGAUGUUGAACUUCAAAAACGAAGCAAUAGAUAAGGUUGAGGGCUCCCAGAUAUGGAACAACAUCAACUGGGGCGACAAUGCACCGUACUGGAAUCAAUAUUACAAGAUUGUUAGGGAAUACAACUAUCCCUUUGAGGCGAAGACAGAAGAAGGUCGCAUCCUCGACUUGAUAUCGGACGAGAUAAACAGGCUUAUAGACUCUCAAUACGAAGAGGACUUCUCAGUCGAUGCCAACAAGCUGGAAAUACCUCUAGAUUACCUGAUGCGAGCUGUUCAACACAUAACUAAUGACGUGGAGAAAGUUAAAGACCUAAUGGAGUGGAACGGGUACGAGAUAGUGGACGGUAUGGUGAUAUACUCGCGGCUGGUUCUCGAUAACGCGUCGCUCGGAUCGCCGGACGACGAGUGGCAUGACAACGACACGUUCUCUGAAUGGGAUACUGACGUUCAUUCCACUUCGUUUUCCGAUGGAAGCACUAUCGUGCCAGACUAUCACGCAUUACCAAGCCGUUGUCUUCACCGAGCUCUGGACCGUAAAGUGAAGAAGCUACGAUCAAUGCUGUCAGCUGAUGAAGAUAUAACAACUGAACUGGACCGAGUGGUCUGCCGGCUCAUGAAGUUGGCACUUAGAACCACCAGGCGGCGCCAGUCGCCGUUACCUAUGAAGUGGAUGCAAUGCAAGAUGCUGGAUUUGCUGAAUCUGACAGAAAAGGCGAUAGAGAAGAAGAAAAAGCAUUAUGUGGAGACGUAUCCGUUGAAAGCUAUUUGUUAUGAUGACCAAAUUGCAAAACAAGAAGAAUUUAAUCUCAGCAAGAUAAAAGAAGAUGAGACAGCGAACGAAAUUGUGCAUAAGUACCGACAUUUAGUUCGAUCGUCAGGUAAAACAAUAUGUUUCAUUCUAGAUUUCGAAGACAUUAUACGCUCACCAUCCCUGGUAGACAUAGAACCAGUUCCCGAUCACCCCAUAAAACCAAGAAAGGUCUCAUAUGGCAGAAAUGAUACUCCGCUAUCCAGAACGCAAGCAUGGCUUGAAGAAGAUGUAAAAGUAGUUAGAUAUCCCAAACAUAGCGCUCACGGAAUCAGUUCUGGUGACACAGAUCAUAGUGUGAACAACGUUGUCCGUUUCAAAAAUAAAAAGAGUCAUAGAAAACACAAAAUAUCAGCUGAUGUGAAAGAAGCAGACUUGGACGUUAAGCGACGCAAGAGAUCUGCAAGCAAAACUUCUUAUGAUAAACAUAAGUCAAAGAAUGUUGAUAAGAACAAAAACAAAGAUAAAACCAGCAAAACACGCCUGAUAAAGAAAGUUGCUAAGAAGAAAUCCAGCUAUAAUAUUUUGAUUAAGAGUUGCAGCACAAAAGUUUCAACGGCGAACUUUGGGAAUAUUGUAAAAUCCAAGAGAAAUUUAAAGCCAAAUGUUAUGCAACCGUCAGCAUCUAAACCGAUUCCUGAGAUUUUGAUGGAUAUUAUCAACAUGGAUACAUGUAUAGAGAACAAAACUCAAGAUAUUGAUGUUCUAAGACGCGAUAACUUUCAAGAUGUCGAUUCUAUCGGAGAAGUGAAUUUUGAGUCGAAUAUUGCAAAUACUGAGGAAAGCCUUUUGAUUGACAUAGUGAUGGAUGACAGAGAAGAAACGAUUGCCCUACGCCGUACUAUAGGGACUGAUGCCGAUGACGAAACAGUGCUUUUUGAGCAGGAGACAAUCCUAGGAAGCUUAACCAAUAUUAUGAAAGCUGACAGCUUUUAUGACAAACACGAAACUGAGAAUGUGCAUUCGCAAAAUAUAUUCAUUUACGAUAUUAAUGAACCAAGCACAUCUAAAGGCGUUCGACACGUGAGCAUGGAUGUCCAAUGUGGUCCCGAUGCUACAAACAUGUCUGCCAUGCUAUCUGCAACUACAUCGUUUACCAAACUACCCAAAAUAUUCAAUACUGGCAUUAAAAUUGGAGACUCAAUAUCUGACAUUCAACAUCCUUUUAAACCGAAAGACGUCCCCUGCCUGACGAAGGACAUACAGCAUAGUGAAAAAAAUUGCAACGACUUUGGCACUUCGACUAAUGAAUGCACCAACGCCUUUAAAACCAUAUCUCCUAGGACUAAGUCAGUUGGUAUUAGAAUCAAAGAUUCUGACACUAAUAUUAGGGAAAGAGUUGAAAGUGGAACUAUGACUCUCGAAAACGAAAUUUCACAUGCUGCCGCUUCUAUUCCACACAGUUUUGAUUCGGCAACAGAGACCCGACUGCUGAAACCCGUUUCCAGUCGAAUCAAGAUGGAAGAUUCUGGUUCCGAGUUUUGCGAAAGCGUGGGAAGCUUUCGGAAAAGUCAAUAUCCUUUCGCCAAUUUGUCGAAAAACACUAGCGAUUCCCAAAUGAAUUCGGUUUCGGUGAGUAAAGAUGUUGGAAUAGAACGAAAAUUUUCGAGUAAAUAUAUUCGUCCUAAAUUGUGCUGCGGUGGUGUUCAUGUGCAUAGUUACAAAGAUAGACAAACUAGUGAGGAUGUGGUCUAUCAAGGGGAGUGGCAGCGUUACAGACCCAAAUCUCUAGUUAAAAGAAAACCUAUUAACUCUGUAGUCGCUAAAAAAGUUAACGAACUAGCUAGUAAGAAAUCCAAAGUGAAUUGUAAAGAAAACAUAGACGUCAACAAAGAUAUUAAAUUGCACCAGUUCAAUAAACGGCUGCCAAUUCGCAACGCCAACCUGAAGAAAAUCAUCAAAGACGAUGCACCAAAACAAGAAGAUAAGAAAUCGACAAGAUCGCAUGAAUGUCCAAAAACUGUUAAAUUCAAUAGGAAUGUAACAAAGGUAUCAACUAAGUUGGUGGCAAGUUCUGUAUUGACAAAGCCUAAUAAACCUUCUUUUGUGACGAAAAAACCUUCUAUGACAUCAGCAACAUGCGUCGUUAAGAAAGAUGGCGAAAAACCAAUAAGAUGCUGUAAGAAAAGUUAUUUGCCAGUUUAUUUAAAACGAAAGUUGGCAAUUAAAAAUAACAACAAUAAUUUGAUUCAACAAAGUGAAUCGUCUAAUACUAUCACUGAAACAAAACCAAUUGUCCAACUUCCUGACGUCGUUGAGUCUAUUAUAAACGACGAUAAUAAGAAAGAAUUAUUGGACGCCGUAGACUUUGAGUUUGAGCCAAGAGAAAACGUCAGCUACGUUAUUUUUAGAAAUGAAAUUGAGACUAACAAAAGUACCCCUGUACCUGAAAGUUCUUUACCUCCUAGGGAAUGUUUAAGGCGUAGGGAUAAUACAGAUAAAAGAUCGCCUAGUCCUCAGUCGCAAAAUAGUUCUGCAUGCUCAUCACCUAAUAGUAUUGCUACUGUAAAAGCACGACCAGCAUCAAAGAAUACCCCUGAUCGACGUUUUUCUACUUCAUCUAAUAAAAGUAAUCUAAGCAACAGUGCAUCCGAAACUACGCCAGUUAAAACUAAAAAGUUUACGAAAAGAGCUAAAACCAAUAAAAAACCACAAGAAAAAGAAUAUGACAAUAAAGAAAACGUCCCGGAAUCUUCAAGAAAAAGCAAAGAAUCUGAGAGAAGUCCACCUAAGACAGCUUUUAUGAGAAACAAAAACGUAUUUAGAGCGCAUGUAACGGCAGAAUGUUCUCCACAAACUGCAUCUACUUUGUCCAGACACAGACCACAAACAGCUAAUAAAUCCAAUGUGAGAAUACCUACAGUUCCGUGCUCUAGUGAGAAACCAGCAAGCAGCACUUCCUCAAGACCUUCAGUUUCCAAAAAAAGCUUACCAAAAUCACGCACGUCUUUGCAUUCCGAAAAUAAAAGUGAUAGAAAUUUAAAUAAAUCGGAUUUAACAUCGUUAGGUUCUCCACCACAAAAUUUACUUAAUCCUUCAAAUGAAGACGUUACGAUGAAUAUUGUCGAUAAUAGUUUAUUAUCAGAAUGGAUGAAUUCUACCUACAAAAGUGUGAUAGAAAGUCACACAAGCAACAUAUUAGCUGCUAUGAGACAACUAGUUGAAGAACGGUUAGACUUUAUUGAACGACUAUCAGAUAAUUGCUUAGAAGUUGACUCCAAAACUGUAGUUUUGAGUGAAGAUCAGCUUGAAAGUCUUUCAGUCAGCGCAUCAACAAGUUUCCAUGACAGUUCUUCGCUAAACAAUAGUUUUGGAACUGUUAUUGCGAAAGAAGAUGAUUUAAACAGUGUAGAUAUCAACGACAUACAGAACAUAGUUAACAAUACUCUUGAUUCCGUUUUGGGCAAUGAAUCUAUUGUAAGUUUAACCGAUUCGAGACGCACGACCACUGAUCUUGAUUUACUCUCGUUUAAGUCUCUCACAUCUGCUUCUAAGAUAUCUGAAUAUUUCUUGGCGGAGAGUUCUCUAAAUAACAUAACUGAAUCCUUGCAAAAUACAAGGAUUCCUGUGACCGGUUCUCUUCGGGAUUUAUUCGAGAGAAGAAAGCAACUUACUGUACAGAAUCCAGGAGCCCUGGCUGUACAAGCUUUUAGUGGUUUUUCAAUGAAUAUUGAGCCAGUAGCUGGCGACCAACCCGAUCAUAUCAACAUCAUCGAUUCUGAAACUGGUAGCUUGGCUCUGGAGUUCACUAGACAAGCUACGUCUGAAGAAGUGUUCAUAUCAGGAAGAUCGUCAUCCAGUUAUGAAUCUUGUCUCAUCGAUGAUGAUACUGUAGUACCAUACUGGCUGUUCCAGAUUAUAAGUCAGCAGCAGUCGGUCGACGAAGAGGAAGAAGAUGAGCCAGAAGAGUUACUGCCUAUACCAGUGCCUCUCCCAGAGCCGAUGUACGAUGUUAACGGGAAUGUAUUAGAGGCGGGCCCGGGGGCGGGUGCGGGCGACGGCCGCGGGAUUCACAGCGACCACUCGCAAGACAGCUCGGGACGUGGGACAUCGUUGAGCUCUAGUGCUACGUCGUCUGGGCCGCAGAGCGAAAUGGCGAUUCUGAUCGACCCGUCAGCGUUCACGGCUCAUUACGACCUGACGCGCGAACCCGUCAGCAGCUCUGUCAUCAUGCCGAUACCGCUGCCUCUGGAGUCCCCGGACACGUCUUAUAUGACUGCUGAUGAUACAGCACGAACCAACGACAUUCUAAACUCGAGCGGCGAAGGUUGCGAGCGAGCUACCGCCUCUUUGCUCGCAGCGAGCGAUGCGGAUGCUGACGUCAGCUCAACUGACACUGAUGUACCUGACUCGUCUGACAACUGAUCUGAAGUACGUGGACUCUUUACUCGAUGACGUGAUUGUUUAUGGUGCCAAAUGUGAUUGUGUGCGUUUAAAUUAUUAGUGAAUAGUUUUGUUUUCGGUGAUUUACCGUUUGAGUUUGAA
This is a messenger RNA of Ostrinia furnacalis (Asian corn borer), 6740 nucleotides long. It is a transcript of the gene Hen1, whose product is annotated as Hen1 methyltransferase. NCBI's taxonomy places the organism in Eukaryota, Metazoa, Arthropoda, Insecta, Lepidoptera, Crambidae. Gene Ontology annotation, cellular component: cytoplasm; nucleus. Bases 120 to 6620 code for a protein of 2166 amino acids. The record is from RefSeq and is a predicted model, not a curated record. Gene Ontology annotation, biological process: siRNA processing; piRNA processing; RNA methylation. Gene Ontology annotation, molecular function: O-methyltransferase activity; RNA methyltransferase activity. The transcript has 23 exons.